CGUUGGCAUUAAAUUUAUUCAGGGUGCAUCAUCAGUGAUCAGCGCAAGCACAAGUAAGAGAUAAUUAUGCCGUUGAAGAGAUGCCUAAACUUUUGCUUUUGAAUUCAGGCAAUCUGAUUAUUAGAAACGGAAUGACGUUUCUGUUUUCGUCAGCAGCAGCGACCCAAAUUGACGCGGCCAAGAACUGCUUUUCGCGCAAUUUGAAUUUAAUUUCUGUGCAGAACGCCUUGAAAAUGAACCUUGUUCAAAAAUUGCUUCAGGAUGUUGGCACUAACUCUUCCGUCUGGACGAUUGGCUCGAACGACGGCAACAUAUCGUGCCAAAAUUACAAUUUGAGUUUCGCCUGGUGCAACCCGAAAAGAGAAAUCGUCCUUCCAGCGAUCAUGCAGAAAAUAAACAGUUUGGAAAUUGUUCAAAAAGGACUCACGAUGUCCAUGCUUAACGGUGCUGCCGUCUUGAAAACGUCAGAUUCUAAUUCACUAUUUCCUUUUUUGUGCGAGCCAAAAGAUGAUUUUCAAGACUCUUGCCUCGCUCUUAAUUGCAACAAAGACAGCAAAUUAUUUGACGCAAACGGGAAUAUUAAGGAUGGAGAAAAGUAUGGCAAAUGGACACGUACCUGCAACAAAUUGUACCUUUUCUCUGGCAAGCUUGGCACUUGGCAGCAGAACUGGGACUUUUGUUGCAAUUUAGGAAUGCACCCGAUUUGGUUUAGCUCGGCGUCAGACUUUAAGUGUUUGAGCAACUCGACUAAAGCGAACUGGACGCUAAACUAUAAUUAUUGGACGGCGGGACGCGCAAUGGGCACCUGGGGAAGGUGGGCCUGGUGCCCAGGGGCCGUCAACCUUCCCGACUCGCUUUCCUGGGCUCCGGGGCAACCGGACAGUAAUCAGACCAACGAGAACUGCCUGCACUUGCAAGUGACGAAAAAUUCGAGCGGUGUACUUUUGUCAGACCGGAACUGCAGCCACAAAUACGUCAUGGCUUGCCAGGGCGACGCGUUGAUGGCGUCAAACUGCAAUAAGCCAAAUUGUCCGAAGGAAUGUUUAAAAAAUGAAUCAUUUUUCGAAAAUGGCACAUUAAAGGAUCUGUUUGUACACGGCCAGUGGAAUGCCGGUUGUGGCAAGGAUUAUCUGUUUUCGGCUGCUACUUUGGAUUGGUUGGGCGCGUGGAAUUAUUGUUGCUCCAUUGGAAUGAAACUGGCCUCGAUUGAGGCUCUUGAGGAAUUGAGUUGUCUUACGAAUAUGGUUGCGAAAUAUCCCAGAGCAGUGUACCCUGAUCAAUGUGGAAGGGAUUUCUGGACAUCUGGCACAAACCGCGGAUGUCCAGGUGCUCACUUCUGGUGUUCAGACGACGAAAAAUUGAACAAGGAGGAAAUAGCCAACUGGAAAAACGGGAAAAUGCCCUCGGAGAGUGCUGAUCAGUGCAUUUUCAUUAAUUUGUCAAAUUCGACUUUGAGUGUGACUUAUUUGGGCGCUGACUCUUGUUCCAAGCAAAAACCGUUUCUUUGUGAAGCUUUGCAACUGGGAAAUAAAUCGUUGCAAAUUGCGCGCUCUUGCUCGGAAAUUUGGAAUGUGACAGACGAUGAAGUGAAUGAUAUAAUUAUGAAUCCGAGCGGCGACGUCGUUAACCAAAGACGCAAUCUCAAAUGUUAUCUAAGGUGCUGCGGAAAAAAAGGACACGUUUUAAAAAGCGGGUCACUGGUGACGGAUGAAAUUUUGCGCAACGUAGAGGACUUGACGGCCGACGACCCGCAAGCAAUGCAGGAUGGCUUUCAAAACUUUGAUUCCUGUACUUCCAUUCAGUCCACUGAUGAGUGCCACCUGAUGGCCCAGAUGUUCCAGUGUGCAAAGAAAAAUGCACCUGACCUGACUUAAGGACUCGUCACUGCCAUCAAAGGAGACGCCACUGUUUCAGUUACUGCUACAGGGGGAAUUAAAACCGCCGGGAGAGUAUGUCCUCUGUAUCCAGCAGCAAGUUGUGUACCAAAUCAAACGUAUAUUGAUGAACAAACGGGAUCAUCAUUGGGGGGAGAUGUCUUUACAACAUCGAAGGGCAAAAAAUACUUUGUAAAAUUUAUCGAAGGAAUUACGGACGCUCAAGCAGAAGCAGACUACUGCUGUGUCCUCGGUAGCCACCUUGCCAUCUUCGAAAGCUUAGCGGAUUUCAACGAUUUUAUGAAAAGCUGGAUAUAUGAUUCAAACUUCUGGAAUUUCAUUGGACCGACUUUCGACAAUGGUGAUGGCACCGACAGCUGGUGCUUGAACUUCAAGAAGCUACCAGCAGGAAUGAUCACAGAUAUCGACAAAUUUUAUCGUAACCAGCAGUGGAACUCGACACAAAUAUUCUUUUGGCAUGAUCGCGCUGGAUUACUCAUAUUACCAAAAGGAAAUAAGGCUCACCGAGUUUUAUGUGGCCCACUUCCCUACUAAUCUAUCUGAAUUGUGAUGAAAUUAUUCCAAUCGUAGAAAACUUUUUCGAUAAUAAUUGGAUUCUAGACAUUUUUCUAUUAAGUGUGAGAUUGAUUUUGUGUUUGG
Messenger RNA from Cloeon dipterum, 2534 nucleotides. RefSeq lists its product as uncharacterized. The record is from RefSeq and is a predicted model, not a curated record. Lineage: Eukaryota; Metazoa; Arthropoda; Insecta; Ephemeroptera; Baetidae. The transcript is spliced from 20 exons. Gene Ontology annotation, molecular function: odorant binding.